AUGCCUAAUGGGAGCCUUGAGAAGUGGUUGUACUCUCAAAAUCAAAACUCUCCUUUGAAUAUCCUACAAAGGUUGAAUAUAAUGACAGAUGUUGCAUCCGCAUUGGAAUACCUUCAUCAUGAUCGUGGUCCGAAUCAUGUGGUCCAUUGUGAUGUGAAGCCAUGCAACAUACUACUUGAUGAUGAUAUGGUUGCACAUUUUGCUGAUUUUGGCGUUGCAAGACUCUUAGGUGAAGGAGAUUCUAUGAACCAAACCAUGACCCUUGCCACAAUUGGGUAUAUGGCUCCAGACGUUCACAAGAAGGAAGCCACUGAUGAAAUGUUUGUUGGGGAGAUGAAUUUAAAGCAAUGGAUUGCAAAUUCAUUGCUUCUGGAUGCUGCAAUUGUUGAAGUUGUUGAUGCCGAUUUACUUGGGACAGAGGAACAUGGUGAUUUUGUGAGCAGGAGGGAUUGCUUUUCAUCCAUUAUGAGAUUAGCUCUAGCUUGUUGUGCACAAUUGCCGAAAGAGAGGAUUAACAUGCAAGAAGCUCUAGUCACACUCAAUAAAAUCAAGAUUAAGUUUAUGCAAACAUUCUGCAUAAAGUCAACUCUCUGGCUGCUAGAAGACAUAAAUUGUUUAUGA
This is a messenger RNA of Prunus armeniaca (apricot), 621 nucleotides long. Lineage: Eukaryota; Viridiplantae; Streptophyta; Magnoliopsida; Rosales; Rosaceae. The record is from the annotation of a GenBank genome assembly.